CAAACACAUCUCAUAUCCUUUACUAAACAUCCAACAAUUCUCAAUCCCAUCAUCUAUCCUCCACAAUCACAUAUUCACCUAAGUUACAAUCUUGCUCUUCAUAUCCCUCCUGCCAUUCUCCAGCAUCCGAGACAUCAAUGUCGUCAUAGAUCUCACCUCUUGUGAACAGUCAACAUGCCCCGUUUUCUCUAUCUACGAACAUAUAUCCUCCGGUUUCUACAAACUCUAGGGAGAUACUGUGAUUUGUACCUUUCCACACCACUCCCCCAAGCUCCAACUUUCACAAGAAAGAUAAAAUCGACUGUUGGGUCAUGUCCGGGAGAAUUUGAGUUGCUAUUUUAUACUCCGCCCGGAUAUGCGGAUUUGGGUAAUAAUGAAAAACUACCAUUGCUUGUUAACUUCCAUGGCGGUGGCUACACAAUCGGCCACGCCGCCGACGACGCCCGCUUCAUAACCGCCAUCCAAUCCCGCACUCCCUGCAUCGCAGUCUCAGUCAACUACCGCCUGGCCCCCGAAUUCCCCUUCCCAACAGGAAUUAGUGACUGCGUCUCCGCACUCCUCUACCUCUGGUCCACCCCCAUUGCAUCAUCUCUCCACAUCGACACUUCCCGCACCGCCCUUUCAGGCUUCUCUGCUGGCGGCCAAUUCUGCUUUACAUCUUCCUACAUGCUGCAUCAGCAAAUAGGAAAGCUGAGAAACGAAGGCAAGAUAGAGGAAACGGAUAUAGGGAAACUCGUAGGAGUAUGUACUUUCUACGCCCCAGCCGAUUGGACGAAAAGUCGAGCAGAUAGAGCGAAGAGUAACCCGUUAACUCAACCGCUAUCACGGAUCCCCGGGCUGUUUUUCGGGAUGUUUGAACAGGCGUAUUUUCUAUCUUUCUCGCGGCCUCAAAUGAGGCGGACAGAUCUGGAUAUGGCGGAUCCGCUGUUGAGUCCGGGGUUAGCGAGUGAGGAGAUGAUCAAGGAGGCGUUGCCGGAGAAUCUGUGUAUGAUGACUUGUGAGUGGGAUAGUUUGUUGGUGGAGGGAGAGACGUUUAAAGAGAGAUUGAAGGGGGUGGGGAAGAGGGUUGAGGGGUGUGUUGUGAAGGAGGUGCCGCAUGGGUGGGAUAAAUGGCCAAGUUGGUUCUGGCCGUUUGGGGGAGGGGAGAGGAAGAGAGACGAGGCGUAUAAAUAUUGUGGGGAGAUGUUGAGAGAAUUCUGGUCCUGA
Molecule: messenger RNA, 1206 nt
Organism: Mollisia scopiformis
Lineage: Eukaryota; Fungi; Ascomycota; Leotiomycetes; Helotiales; Mollisiaceae
Product: alpha/beta-hydrolase
Exons: 2
Coding region: 175-1206 (343 amino acids)
Molecular function (GO): hydrolase activity
Source: RefSeq, a predicted model, not a curated record